Messenger RNA from Anopheles moucheti, 2872 nucleotides. RefSeq names its product synaptotagmin-1. The record is from RefSeq and is a predicted model, not a curated record. Bases 458 to 1999 code for a protein of 513 amino acids. Gene Ontology annotation, molecular function: calcium-dependent phospholipid binding; calcium ion binding; syntaxin binding. Gene Ontology annotation, biological process: cellular response to calcium ion; regulation of dopamine secretion; regulation of calcium ion-dependent exocytosis. The transcript is spliced from 8 exons. NCBI's taxonomy places the organism in Eukaryota, Metazoa, Arthropoda, Insecta, Diptera, Culicidae.
UGCAAAUAAAAAGUAUGAAAUAGACAGUGUUUGUUGGUGAAUUGUGCAUUGUUUGUUAGUGAGUGGUGCGGUGUUUGUUAGUGAGUGGCGCGAUGUUUCAGUGGAACAGCGAAAGCGCACCGCAACGAUAAAGCUGUAUGGGUAUACACGAUAUACUGCCGGAUCUCAACCUGGAGUGGAAUAUUUCGCGGAUUAAAAUUUACGGCUCUGCAGCUUCAUUUGGAUAAACAUACACUGCACACUGCAUUAAUGCUGGAAGCUGGACGAACCAUCCAUCUGCACCAAAGGCAGCAUCUACCACAAGCGGUCCCAGUAGCCGAUAAGCGGCGGUGAAAACUUUUCGCCAAAUACCAUCUCUGAACACCCGGUUUGUCUAGGGGUUUUCAGGUGGUGGUAUGGCUGUGGUUCGGAAUAAGAUCAAUAGAUAAAAGGGACCUCUCGUAACGCGUCCGUCACAAUGAAGACCCCAAUCGUUAGUUGGUUCAGCCAGUCGGUGGAUGGCGUAAAUCCCACACAGAUAGCCAUCUACGGUUCGGUAUCGUUCCUUGUCGUCUCGCUGCUUGGUCUGCUGAUUUACAUUACCUGUUCGAAGCGUUAUCGGCUCAACUGGUACGAAAAGAACCUGCUGGAAUCGGCCAAGGAGCGUGAAGCGGCUCAACGGAGCAGCCACCAGGGACACAUAACCUGCCCAAUUGCGUACAACGUCGAUGCUGUUGCUGGGACGUCGCGCUACCUAAAUCGAGCCAACGGUGGGAGCGGUGGCAGCCCCCAGACGCGAGCCGACCAUCCACCGUUCUGGGCGUCGCAGGGACUUUACCGGAAAAGUGACAGCCGGGGGCAGUUGAUUGACACGUCGGAUGAGGAAACGACCGGCGAGGACAGUGGUGAUUCUGCCUGCAGCAGUAGUAGGUCAGUUAUUGCGGCACCCAGCGGUGCGGUGGCCAUCGCAAGCACGGGUAAACAUGUAGUGCUUGUUACGUCAAGCCCGGCCAAACCGACCACCUCGAUGGUGUCUACGGCGGCGGCAACCGCUGGAGGAGGCACGGCCGGUGCGACCAAGGUUGACCAAGCGAAGAUCGAUAUGCUGGACUCCGUCAGCACGUGCAGUACGGUUAGCCGGGACGAGCUAGGCGGUGAGGACGCCCGCGGUGCAAUACAUCUAACACUGAGCUACGAUCCUGCCGCUGGCAUCCUGAACGUGAAGCUGGUCGAGGCCCAGGACCUGCAGCCACAGGACUUUAGCGGGACGGCCGACCCGUACGCCAAGAUAAGGUUGCUGCCGGAUCGGAACAAUAUGUGGCAGACGAGGAUUCACAAGAAAACGCUCAAUCCCGUGUUUGAUGAGGAUUUUGUGUUUGAGGUGCGUUCGGCUACGAUCGGCAGGCGAACACUCGAGAUUCUCCUAUUCGACUUUGACGCGUACUCGCGCCACGUGUGCAUCGGUGGCGUACAGUUCCCGCUGGCACAGGUUUGCCUUGCCGAACGGAUAGACAUCUGGCGUCCACUACUACCCUACACCGAACAGGACAACAAGCAGGAUCUGGGCGAUUUAAUGGUGUCGCUGUCAUAUCUGCCCGCAGCCGAAAAGCUCACGGUCGUCAUCAUCAAGGCACGCAAUCUGCGCGUCAUCGACGGUACACGAAAUUCCUCCGAUCCGUACGUGAAGGUGUGCCUGUACAAUGCGGAUGGGCGGCGAAUCAAGAAGCGCAAGACGACGGUGGCACGCAAUACGACCGCACCCGUCUACAACGAGGCCCUGACCUUCGAUAUUAGUCGCGAAAUGUUGCGAGACUGUUCGAUCGAGUUCCAAGUGCUGCACGACAGUUUGUUGGGCAGGAAUGAAACGCUCGGCCGUGCGACGGUCGGCAGCGGGCCGGAGUUUCGGCAGGAAAACCGGAAGUUUUUCGACGAGUUGUUCCGUACGCGGGCUGCUACCGCCCAGUGGAUAUCACUGUGCGAGCUGAAGAUGAAGUCGGACGCAGGGUCGAAGAAAAAGUGAAAGAGCUCAAGGGUAUUAGGGAAAUAUGACAAGGAUUUUAGCUAAGCUAAACUCUGCAUAAACAUAUUGUAGCAUAUGCGAUGUACUAUAUUGCUGGUAACUCUUCUGUUCUGUCAAGUCAUCCAGUUACGGUUUAAUGAUAACACGAUCGAGGACAUGAAAUUUUCUUUUUCUGCAAGAAAGUCAUUAUAUUUAUACCAGUGGUUUGGCAUGAAAACCAAAUGCUAAUUAAACAAAUUUGUUUUUUAAAUAGUAAGGAGGAUGACUGUCUUGCGUUAUUCCACUGUCCGAUGUUGGUUUUUCUGUAACGAAAAGUCUGCAUUUUACAAGAAGCUAUAAAGCUAGGGUUCUAAUUUAAGGUACAAGAGAGCACUUCGUUCAUUGGCAUGAUUUAUUCACACGCCUUCCCGCACCGUUUCACGCCUUCCUGGAAGCACUUAUUCCGGAGCGCCAUAAAUCACGUUUGUUCCUAUGACGCUCCCUAUGCACCUCUCCAUUUCACAACGGCAAAAGAACACAAACGCACACGUUGAAUAUUUACAAAUAUACAUGUAUACAUACAAAUAUCAGACAGAACUGGAUGGGAACAAAGGAAAAAGGGAAAAAGAGAAAUAAGGGCUGAACAGCAAAAAAAACAAACAAAUAAAACAUGCAUAAGUAGGUACAGUAAACGUUUCAAAGUACCACCACCAAUGUUAAUGAUAACAGGACUAUCAAAAAGUGCGAAUCAAAACGGGAUACCUAGUAGCAUCGGACGAUGUAUGGCAGGAACCAUAUAUUGCAAACAAUGAAACAUAUUUAUACAACCUCAGAGAGAAAUGUAUUUAGUAGAUGUGAAAUAAUAUUCAGAAAUAAAUAUUGUGUAUCUAAUCC